AUGUAUUACAUUUAUAACCAUCAUUAUUGUAAGGAUUGUCAUCGACCAAUUUUAUUUUUUCUUUCCCUCAUAGAAAAUUAUUUUUCUUUCUUUUUGGUAUUCAUUACCGUUUUUUUUUUUCUUUACAUUCUUAAGAAAUCACUUAGUUUCUUUUGUUUUACCAUUUUUUUUUUCAUUAGUUGGAUCAGGCCUAAAGAUUUCAAUCCACACACAUCAGUUCAACUUUGUCUUUUCUUCCCACUGAUGGUCAUUUGCCAACUUCAGAAUGAUGACCUUUUGCUUAAUAUUGUCACAACUUGUCCAACGAACACGGAAACUUCUAAACAUAUUGGUCAAAUUUGGGUUCUUUCUGACUUUCCGGCCGUCGUAACAUUGAAUUGUUUAAACGGUAAUAAAACGAAAAAGAACCAUGCCGAGGUCUCUGUGAAAUUCUUCAUUGGUAUUAGUUCCGAACAAAUGAAAAAUGAGGAAGAUGUUUGUAUUAUGAAAAAGUUUCCCAAGUAUGAAACCUACCAAGUUGAAGUGAUUGUUUCAAGACGCUACAUUCCAAUCUUGAUUAAGUCUCGCUAUAUAAUCUCUCUCCCUCUCCUCUUCUCUCUCUCUUCCUCUUCUCUCUCUUCCUCUUCUCCUCUUCUCUCUCUUCCUCUUCUCCUCUUCUCUCUCUUCCUCUUCUCCUCUUCUCUCUCUUCCUCUUCUCCUCUUCUCUCUCUCUCCUCUUUCUCUCUUCUCUCUCCUCUUCUCUUCUUCUCUUCUCUUCUCUUCCUUCUUCUCUCUCUUCCUCUUCUCUCUCUCUGCUCAAUUUUAAUAGUAUAA
Acanthosepion pharaonis is the source of this 813-nucleotide messenger RNA. The record is from the annotation of a GenBank genome assembly. Lineage: Eukaryota; Metazoa; Mollusca; Cephalopoda; Sepiida; Sepiidae.